This is a messenger RNA of Drosophila montana, 1697 nucleotides long. RefSeq names its product fatty acyl-CoA reductase wat-like. The coding region runs from base 79 to 1587 and encodes 502 amino acids. Gene Ontology annotation, molecular function: alcohol-forming very long-chain fatty acyl-CoA reductase (NADP+) activity. Lineage: Eukaryota; Metazoa; Arthropoda; Insecta; Diptera; Drosophilidae. The transcript has 5 exons. Gene Ontology annotation, cellular component: peroxisome. The record is from RefSeq and is a predicted model, not a curated record. Gene Ontology annotation, biological process: long-chain fatty-acyl-CoA metabolic process.
AUUGCCUCGAUUAGAAAGCUUCGGCUACAACUUGAGCGGAUUAUUAAGAGUUUAUCCUUAGCGAUAUCUAAGCAUAAAAUGGAUUCAAAUAUUACUGAAUUUUAUAAAAAUAAGACCAUUUUCUUAACCGGUGGCAGCGGAUUCCUGGGAAAAUUGAUCAUUGAAAAACUGUUGCGGACAACGGAGGUGGAACGUAUCUAUAUGCUAAUACGGCCCAAACGUGGCGAGCAAAUCCAGAGUCGCAUGGCUGCUUUUCGCAGCAAUUUUAUGUUCAGCGAACUGCUUAAAUUGAAGGCCAACUCCCUGGAGAGGGUAUUACCCAUAGCUGGGGACUGUGCACUGCCGGACUUGGGAUUGAGCGAGGCAGACAGGCAGGUGCUCAUCAAGGAGGUGCAAGUGGUGGUGCACGGUGCAGCCACGGUGAACUUUGUGGAGCCGCUUAGCAUCGCGUUGAGAAUCAACACGCGUGCAACUCGUCUACUUGUGCAGCUAGCCAAGCAGAUGGGCCGCCUGGAGGCAUAUGUCCAUGUGUCGACGGCGUUCUCGAAUUGCCCGGUCGAGCACAUCGGCGAGUGCUUCUAUCCCGAGCUAUUGAGCUGCACGGCUGACAAGGUUUUGGCGCUGCAGGAUCAGCUGAGCGACGAUCUGAUUGACCAAAUGACACCGGCCCUGCUUGGCAAGUUUCCCAAUACCUACACCUACACAAAGGCGCUGGCGGAGCAGGUGGUGCAAAGGGAGGCUGCCGAUCUACCGAUAUGCAUAUUUCGGCCAGCCAUGAUUCUUCCCAGCUUAAAGGAGCCCUUCCAAGGAUGCAUUGACAACCUCUAUGGACCCAUUGCCCUGUCAUAUGGCUGUGCCGCUGGCGUUGUACGCGUCGUGACCUUAAAGAAAGAAUCCCGAUCCAAUGUUGUGCCAGUCGACUAUUGUGUCAAUUUAGUCCUGUCCUGCGCCUGGCAAACAGCUGUGGCAACCCAGCUCAACGCCCAGCGCCGAAUACCUGCACCAGAUCCAACUAUUUACAACUUUGCUCCUGCCGCUCGAAACCCGAUAACAUGGGGGCAAUACGCGGUAACGUACGAAAAGAAUAGGCAUAUUUAUCCAGUAAAUCAAAUGAUAUGGUUCCCGUUCGCCAUUUUAACCAACAAUUUGUGGCUCUUCAAGCUGUUGACAGUGCUCUAUCACCAUCUGCCCGGCUUUCUCAUCGAUAUGGGUUUGCGUCUAAAGGGCCAGAAGCCGCGAAUGAAAAGAAUCUAUAGUAAAGUACACGAGGGCCUCAAAAUAUUACUCCCAUUUGCUUUCCCUAAUUGGACGUUCGAGAUGGGCAAUUCUGAUCGGCUCUUACAGUGCAUGUCACCACAGGAUCGGUUAAAAUUUGACUUCGAUAUGAAUAUUCUAGAUUGGAAGCAAUAUAUGGUCGUUGCCCUCAUGGGAAUGCGUGCAUAUCUGUUCAAAGAAGAGUUAACCAAGGAAUCCCUUCAAUCCGCAAAGAAGCUAUAUAAACGAUUUUUAAUACUCAAUUAUGUUGUACAUUUUAUUGCCUGCUGCAUUCCUGCUGCCCUUUUGUGGUGGGUCUAUAUGAAGUUCUAAGGUGGAAUCUCAGUCUUAUAGAUAUAUAAUUUCGCUUACAAUAAAGGGUAAAUUGUUUUUAUUUUACAUUGUUUGCCCACUAAAUAAAUCAAACGCAAAGUUCACUAUAA